Messenger RNA from Conger conger (European conger), 1863 nucleotides. Its product is annotated as broad substrate specificity ATP-binding cassette transporter ABCG2-like. Gene Ontology annotation, cellular component: plasma membrane. Gene Ontology annotation, molecular function: ABC-type transporter activity; ATP hydrolysis activity; ATP binding. The record is from RefSeq and is a predicted model, not a curated record. The coding region runs from base 1 to 1863 and encodes 620 amino acids. The transcript is spliced from 16 exons. Lineage: Eukaryota; Metazoa; Chordata; Actinopteri; Anguilliformes; Congridae.
AUGGCACUCUCCCAUCUGAAUAUUAAAAAGUCUAAGGGUGAGGAUGACAUAGUCCAGAUGCCUGGACCUGUUGUCACCUUCCAAGACCUCUGCUACAGUGUUAAAGAAAGCAGAGGCCCAUGCAGGAAAGGACCGGAAAAGGAGAUUCUGAAAAAUGUCAGUGGGAUCAUGAGACAUGGAAUCAAUGCCAUCAUGGGCCCCACAGGGAGCGGAAAAACCUCGCUGCUUGACGUCAUUGCAGGCCGAAAGGACCCUGCAGGCCUGCGUUCUGGCCAGGUGCUGGUAGAUGGCAAGGCCGUGACAUCUGACCUGAGACUUAGCUCAGCGUAUGUGGUUCAGGAUGAUAUUCUGAUGGGGACUUUGACAGUCAGAGAAAACCUUACCUUCUCAGCUAACCUACGUCUGUCUCGCAAGCAGUACUCCUCCUUAGACAAAGAACAGAAAGUCAACAAUGUCCUUAAAGAGCUGGGUCUCCAGAAUUGUGCAGAUACCAAGAUCGGGACUGAGUUUUUGCGGGGUGUGUCAGGCGGGGAGAGGAAGAGGUGCAGUGUUGGCAUGGAGCUCAUCACCUCUCCCUCCCUCCUCUUCCUCGACGAGCCCACCACUGGUCUGGAUGCCAACACUGCCAACUCUAUCAUCUCCCUACUACACAGUCUGUCCCGGAAUGGGAAGACAGUGAUCUUCUCCAUCCACCAGCCAAGAUACUCCAUCUUCCGGCAGUUUGACCACCUCACCCUCAUGAACAAGGGAGAGAUCAUCUAUGCUGGGGCCGCCAGCCAAGCUAUGGGUUACUUUGAGGAAUUGGGGUACCAGCGUGAGGAAUUUAACAACCCUGCCGACUUCUUCCUGGACAUCACAAAUGGAGACAUUGUCCCAACUUUGGACUCCAACAAAGCAGAGAAGGCAGAUGAGAACCAUCUGGCCCUGCAGUACCUACAGUCAAGGCACUACAGUCAGGUGAUGGAGCAACUGAAACAGCUCUCAGAGGCACAGGACUCCUCCACUGGCAUCCAGGAGAAGGCCUGCUAUGCCACACCCUUCCACUACCAGCUUAUGGUGUUAGUUGGCCGUACUAUGAAGAACAUAUUGAGGAACCCACAGACCUCAUAUGCACAAAUGGCUCUCAACAUCAUCUUUGCUGUUUUGGUGGGGCUCAUCUAUUAUCAGAUUCCAAAAACUCUGCCUGAGGGCCUGCAGAACAGGAUUGGAGCUUUCUUCUUUCUCAUCAUCAACAUGGUGUUUGGCAACUUAUCUGCGGUUGAGCUGUUCAUCAAUGAGAGAGCACUCUUUAUCCAUGAGAACUCCAGUGGUUAUUACCGCACAUCUGCUUACUUCCUGUCCAAGGUUUUUGCUGACCUCCUGCCCAAUCGUAUCCUCCCAAUUUUCAUCUUCUCCAGUAUUUCCUACUACAUGAUGGGUUUGAAGCCGGAUUCGGAAGCCUUCUUCAUGUUUGCGCUCACCAUGAGUCUUGUUAGUUUGGCAGCCGUGGCUCUGGCCUUUCUGGUCAGUGCCAGUGUGGGCUCAUUCGCCAUGGCCAACAUUCUUAUUGCCCUGCCAUAUGUCUUCAUGAUGGUUUUUGGUGGCUUCUUGGUGAAUUUGAAUUCCAUGCUUAGUUGGUUAUCUUGGCUGAAGUGGGUUAGCAUUUUUCGCUAUGGUUUAGAGGCAGUGACUAUAAACGAAAUGAAGGGACAAGUUUUUGGUCUGGGUAACAUCACUUUCACAGGGGAGAUGUACUUGGACUCGCAGGGCAUUGAUUACAGUACUUGGGGAUUCUGGCAGAACCAGGUGGCUCUGCUUGGCAUCAUGCUUGUAUGCAUGGUGUUGGCAUAUGUCCAGCUACUCAGGAUCAACCGCUGGAAGUGA